CCAGCCGAGGCAGGUCCCUCAAAGCCCAAACUCGGAGGUUAUGAUUUCUAUCACAGUAUCGGCAGUCCCAAAUGGGUAGUAGCUCCCAUGGUAGAUCAGAGUGAGAUGGCAUGGCGUCUUCUAUCUCGAUCCCCUCUUCCUCCUUCCAUCGCCGGACCAUCAACCAGCGUCACUCCCGCUAGCACUUCGAAGACAUAUCACCGUCAUCCCGGCGGAGCACACUUGUGUUAUACGCCUAUGAUCCACGCCAAGGUUUUUGCUCAAUGCAGACCAGAGUCAAGAGGAGGCGAUGGACAGUUCAACCUCUCCUUCGAAGAGGAAGGAUCGAGCGAGACUUUGGCAGGGAUAGAAGGAGGCGAUCGACCUUUGAUCGUACAGUUUUGUGGAAAUGAUCCUGAGGUGUUGGUGAAAGCCGCGAGGAAGGUAGAGCAUAGAUGUGAUGCUGUGGAUAUCAACCUUGGUUGUCCGCAGGGUAUAGCAAAGAGAGGGAAUUAUGGAGCGUUCUUGCAAGAUGAUUGGGAUCUGAUUCAUCGUAUAAUAUCCACACUACACAAAAACCUCUCAAUCCCCGUCACUGCCAAAUUCCGUAUCUUUCCAGAGAUGGACCGAACCGUCGCCUAUGCUAAAAUGCUCGAAGACGCCGGAGCUCAAAUCAUCACCUGUCACGGUCGAACAAGGGAGAUGAAAGGUCAAUUGACAGGAUUAGCAGACUGGCAAGCUAUCCGUGCUGUCAAGCAAGCUGUGAAGAUACCCGUGUUCGCCAAUGGAAAUAUCCUCUAUCGCGAUGAUGUUGAUCGAUGUAUGGAAGUGACGGGAUGUGAUGGUGUUAUGACUGCCGAGGGAAACCUGUCCAACCCUGCCAUAUUCCUCCCUCCCGAUCAUCCCCACUUUCAUCCCAAUACCGUACUCCUCGCUCGUCGAUACCUUGACAUAGUUUCUUCCCUCCAAACUCCUACUGCCAACUCGGCGAUCAAAUCCCAUCUGUUCAGACUUUUCAAACCCAUUUUAGAUCAAGAUGAUGAUGGGAGCCUACGUCAGUAUAUCGCGAGAAGCGGCUCAGGUUCCACAACAGAAGCGAGAGUGACAAGUUUCAGAGAAGUUGUGAAUGAGAUCGAAAAACGUCAACAACCCGCUGUGGAUAAAGCUGGUCCAGACUGGAGUCCUCCCCCUAUAGACCCAAUGACAGGAUAUCGAACACUGCCCGUUUUCUCCGCUCAACCUCUUAUUCGCGCUUCACCCAUAUCGACGGAAAUAGGAGGUAACGAAUCUUUUGUUGAUGAAGAAUCCACCUUGAACCAACCUUCCACCCCUCCGACCGAUCCAACACGAGUACAAACACCCACUCCAAGUGUGAACGGAAGUAAUAUCAAUAUCAAUAUUCAAGUGAAAUGUCCCCACUCGGACCCUACACCAUGUAGCGCUAUAGCUGCUUCUCGUUGUUCUCGAGGAUUAUGUUUGUUACAUUGUCGACAAGAAGGUGCAGUGGAAGGUGGUAUGACACCCUCUGAAGCUCUUGCUGCGGUUUCGGCUGGACUCAUGGGAAUGGGAUGUGAAGCGCAUGAGAGUAAAGAAGCUGCUAAGAGGGAAAGAAUGGCUCAGAAGAGGAAAGGGAGAGCCGAGACCAAAAAAGUGGUGAAGAUGCGUAAG
Messenger RNA from Tremella mesenterica DSM 1558, 1647 nucleotides. RefSeq lists its product as uncharacterized. Gene Ontology annotation, molecular function: tRNA dihydrouridine synthase activity; flavin adenine dinucleotide binding. The annotation marks the transcript as partial. NCBI's taxonomy places the organism in Eukaryota, Fungi, Basidiomycota, Tremellomycetes, Tremellales, Tremellaceae. Gene Ontology annotation, biological process: tRNA processing. The transcript is spliced from 7 exons. The record is from RefSeq and is a predicted model, not a curated record.